Fusarium coffeatum is the source of this 591-nucleotide messenger RNA. RefSeq lists its product as uncharacterized. Gene Ontology annotation, biological process: autophagy of mitochondrion. The transcript has 2 exons. NCBI's taxonomy places the organism in Eukaryota, Fungi, Ascomycota, Sordariomycetes, Hypocreales, Nectriaceae. Bases 1 to 591 code for a protein of 196 amino acids. The record is from RefSeq and is a predicted model, not a curated record. Gene Ontology annotation, cellular component: mitochondrion.
AUGACUGCGACAGGAACGAGCGUUUCGCUCCUCAAGUUUGUCGGCACUGUCUCACUCGGCUUGCUGACGGGUGUCUCAUACUCCAUCUCUUCUCUCGCUCUUCCUGUCCUUCUCCGACUUCCUUCUUCAGCUUCCGCCUCUCACGGCCUCUCAACCCUCAGUGCAGCUCUCAAGACUCCCAUUCUCGCCCUCACAUCUCUCGCCUCUGCGCCCUUCCUCAUCAGCUUCUUUAUCGCUCCUCGCUCAUCUCGCCAUCCCUAUCUGCUUUACACAGCUCUCCUUGCAACUCUAUCCUCCGUCACCCCUAUGCUGAUUCCUGCUCCUGCUCCCCGACGUGCUGCCUCAUCCGCGCCCCGAAAGUCUUCUCGUGCCAAGAUGGAGGCCAGCUACGAAGUCCUAGGUGAUGCCCAGAGCGAGCCCGCUAGCGAUGAGGAUACUGACGACGUCAAUGGCGAGGAGGUACGAACGGAGGUCGAGGGCCUUGCACGAAGCUACAUUGCUCGAACAGCCAUCUCUGCUCUGGGUUUUGCUAUGGCAGUCGUUGGAAUCUGGGGUGAUGGUGCACCUCAAUCUGUUGUCUACGUCUCAUAA